GUGAUGAGAAACCGUUGGUUGAUAAAGUGAAAAUGAGUUCAAAGGUGAGAAUUUUGUCUCGAAAGGCAAUUGAGUGAGAAUUUUGACUUUGAAAGGGAAUUUCUGUCAGUGCCAAGCGCGCCAAAAGCAUUAGGCAGCAUUAGACAGACAGAAGCACCCUGUAUCUCAGUGUUAUGAUUCGCGCAACUGACAGCUCAACAAGCCGCCGUUUUUUGGUUGUUUGUACAAACCACAGAAGGACACAAAAUGACGCUACCCUUAGAAGCUAGGGAAAUUCUGAAUCAUUUAAACCACUUGGGGUACCGGAACAUAACAGCUGAGCAAUUGAAAGAAUUUCAGAAAGAUCUCCGAAAGCUCAUCAAGUUCGACUCCCAGCUGUACGGGGAUUCACGUUGCAAGGACACGGACGAUGGGCCCACACCGGACAACGUUUUCGAACGAUUACACUCUGGGAAAACAAUCAGCUACAAAGCGAAAGUUGCACGUAAGAUGAAAAAGAUGGAAACUGCCGACUCGUCGGACAAGGAAAACCAAACGGAAGAACCCAAGCCCGUACCGUGUAAGGAUAGUGACAAAUCAUGCAAGAUGUGGAUAAGACCGAAGAGCAGUCAAUCGUUUCGCAGGAGUGAUCCGGUCGCCUUGUAUCACGCGUAUCAAAGAGACUGGAACAAAUUUAAGCUUCCAGGAGAGAAUGAUCAUGCGGAAUUGCGCUGGAAAAUCCGAACCAAACUUCUCGGCGAGUAACGGUGGUGAAAGAAUGAGUGGCUCGUACAGUUUUUUACACUUUAAUAA
Anopheles bellator is the source of this 792-nucleotide messenger RNA. RefSeq lists its product as uncharacterized. The record is from RefSeq and is a predicted model, not a curated record. Lineage: Eukaryota; Metazoa; Arthropoda; Insecta; Diptera; Culicidae. The transcript is spliced from 4 exons. Gene Ontology annotation, cellular component: non-motile cilium; centriole. Gene Ontology annotation, biological process: cilium assembly. The coding region runs from base 247 to 744 and encodes 165 amino acids.